Hypomesus transpacificus is the source of this 5568-nucleotide messenger RNA. RefSeq names its product membrane-associated ring finger (C3HC4) 8 (gene marchf8). Gene Ontology annotation, cellular component: cytoplasm; lysosome; late endosome membrane. The record is from RefSeq and is a predicted model, not a curated record. The coding region runs from base 221 to 2035 and encodes 604 amino acids. Gene Ontology annotation, biological process: immune response; protein polyubiquitination; antigen processing and presentation of peptide antigen via MHC class II. Lineage: Eukaryota; Metazoa; Chordata; Actinopteri; Osmeriformes; Osmeridae. Gene Ontology annotation, molecular function: zinc ion binding; MHC protein binding; ubiquitin protein ligase activity. The transcript is spliced from 9 exons.
CCUUCCAUUUUUUUCACUCCAUUUUAACGCGGAAGUCGGUGCCGCAGCAUAGACAGUUACUGUACAUGCAGAUUUGUGAUUUAAACAAAACAACGUCAUUUAGUUCUGAGGAAAUACCGGGUUGUACAGGCUGGGAUCAGCAGUUCAGAUCAUCAUGCCUGUUGCCGUGGCAGCAGGACAGGAAGUGUGCAUGUGAGCGCACCUGGUCAGCUCCGCUGGGAUGAACAUGCCACUGCACCAGAUCUCUGUCAUCCCCCGUGAUGUCACUUCCUCUCGGGUGUCUGGCAGUGGGAAGGCCAAGGACAAGGACAAGCAGAAUGAGAAGCCUCUCGGCCAUUCUGCAAGCAGGUCCAGCAAUAUCUCAAAGGCCGGGAGCCCCACAUCUGUGAACGCCCCAUGCAGCUUCUCACGGACAUCUGUCACCCCCUCCAACCAGGACAUUUGCAGCCAUAGCGCCACAAACCAGGACAUGGAAUCCCAAAAACCUUUGCACACAACUGUGGUGCUAUUGAACUCAAACGGCAAAACAUCUCAGGGUUCUGUGGGUGUGUCCAUCACCACCCUCAGUCUGGACGCACCCCCUGCUCCCAAGGUCUCUAAACCCAGGGGCGGAGUCUCUUUUGGGGCCGACUGGCUCUCUUUGCUCCGCCCCUCAGUGGUGAACGUGGGGUCCAAUGGGACUUUGAAGUUCUCCCGCUCUCUCAAUGACGUGGGCCAGCGCAUGGACAGCCUGUGUAGCGGCCUGCACUUCAUAGACCGCACCUGCUCCGAGGGAGAGCUGGAGGUGAAGCCCGACCCAGUCCAGACCGCCAACACGGACCGCCGCACACAGACACUCAACAGCAAGCCCAGCCAGGCACCCACACAGCACACUGCACACGACCACCGCCACCUCGUCCCUUCCUUCACCAACAACUACAAAUACAUGGGAGGUCUCUCCCCUGACUACUGUUCCCCCCAACCAACCCCUGGAAUCCCCCCUCCUCCUCCGCCUCCCAGCACCCACCUUCACCCCCCCAGCUCCAAUCUGCUCCGUCUCUUCCUACCCUUUUCUCGCUCCUCCACCUCUGCCAGCCUGCAGUGCUCAGAGCUGGGCAGCUACACCUCUCGCCUACACAUCCCCAAGUCCUCAAGCGCCUUCCUGGGGGGCAGCGAACUGGGGGUUGGAGUUGAAGACCUCAUGGGGGAUGACGAGGUGUUUGAGAUGGAGCAGGAAAGAACCAGCCACAUACUGCCGGAAAGGCCUGGGGCAGGCCUAGGGACUGGAGGCAGGGUAGCGAGUCUGCAUGCUCCCCUUUGCUUUAUGGAUGAAGACAGUGAUCUGGACCCGUGCUCAUCUCCUGUCUCAGAGAAAAAUGGGCCCCUCUCACCCUACUCUCUGUCCGGGGACUGCUGCAGGAUCUGCCACUGCGAGGGCGAUGAUGAGAGUCCUCUGAUCACGCCGUGCCACUGCACGGGCAGCCUGCGGUUCGUCCACCAGGCCUGCCUGCAGCAAUGGAUCAAGAGCUCAGACACACGCUGCUGCGAGCUCUGCAAGUACGAGUUCAUCAUGGAGACCAAGCUGAAGCCCCUGCGCAAGUGGGAGAAGCUGCAGAUGACGGCGAGCGAGAGGAGGAAGAUCAUGUGCUCAGUCACGUUUCACAUCAUCGCCAUCACCUGCGUGGUGUGGUCUCUCUACGUCCUCAUUGACAGGACUGCGGAGGAGAUCAAACUAGCCGGAAGAAUCCCAGGGAUUCUAGAAUGGCCUUUCUGGACCAAGCUGGUGGUGGUGGCCAUUGGCUUCACAGGUGGACUGGUCUUCAUGUAUGUGCAGUGUAAAGUGUACAUUCAGCUAUGGAGGAGACUCAAAGCCUACAACCGGGUCAUAUACGUCCAGAACCGUCCAGAGACGUGUAAAAAGCUGGUGUUCGAGAAGCCCCCCCUUAUGGAGCCUAGUCUGGAGAACAAGGAGGCACUGGUCCCCACUCAGUCAGACACAAACUCCUCCCAGUAUACAGAGACAGAGGACUAUAGCAUGGAGGUGCUCCACGUCUGACCAUACCCUGCUCUGCUCUGCUCCACCCCACAACUUGCCUGGACCUUUGCUCUCCCAACCACCCUGACCCCUUACUCCUCCCCACAUACAGAGACAGGCAACAACAUUGUAGAAAGGAAGUAUUUGUCUAUCUACUGUAGAAUGAUCACCCCCCCCAACACAUACACACACACACUGAGGCAGGAUGUCAGUGUGAUACAGUGUGUAAGAACAACAAACCCAGGCUCCCUGAGGAUGACCCAGUGUCACCAUAAGUCCAAACCACUUUCCCAAGACAAUGUUAAUGGGACUUUUUCAAACUGAUUGAGACUUAUGUACUCCUCCACUCUCCUCCCCCCCCCCCCCCCCCCCCCCCCCUCCACACCUCUGGGAGAACAGGACUCUCACUCUGAGACCAAUGGACUCAUACUUUUCUCUGGAGGUUUCAAUGUUUCUAUUGCGUUGUUUGUUGGUUUGCUUGUUUGUUAGUUUGUAUGACUUCCUGUGAGUCGUGAGCUUAACUACCAUGGAUCCAUGGGGCGAAUUGGUGGAUCCGUAGAACAUUCCAACUACUGCCAUUGUACUGCUGUGGACCCAGAACCCAUCCAGCCAUUGCCCUGGGUCCGUCUGCACUGGCCUGGAUAUGAAACUGGUCAGACCCUGGUCCACACAUCAAAGCACUUUUUAAUUGCUAGUAACCCUCUCAGUUUAUUUUUUAUUAGGAACCAAGUCCUUUAUAGUUUACAUAGGAAGCAACAUGUACUGUAUAAACAAACAAACAAACAAAAAAAGUUAUGUUUUUGACAUCUCUGCCCCCAAUUAAAAAACAGACAGUGCAUACAUAGACACAGACAGAGAUCAUUUAGAUAGAAAAUGACGUUGAGAAAAGCAAUGUCUUCUGUCUCGAUUAAAUGAUUGUCCCUAUGUAGAAGGGAAAGUACUGUUCAAUAGAUGUUUUGCUGGGUAUCCAGGUAACCCUGUGAUCUGUAACCCUAACCUUAAUUGAAGAAAACAAAUUCUAACAUGGCCUCUCACCCAACACCAUCAUGAUUCAUUUCCCAAGUCCGAACCAUAUGAACCUAUGGACGCUUUCAGAAUGUAAACUUUUUCAACCAUUUUGUACCCGACACAGAAAAAUUGCUAGAUAAUCUCUGUGUCAGUGUCAUAAUAAGACCAUUUGGAACAUGAAACAACUGUGUUUUUUCUAUUGUGCGAAUGAUACAUUACUUUUGGUAUGGUAUUACGUGUGCAGUUUUAAUAUCUGUUCAUUUGUUUGCUUAAUCACGGGAUAUGCCUGGAGAAACCCACAGCUCUCUAUUCUUAGACAAGCUUUUCAUCCCACUCCAGCUGUUGUAGAAUGGUCUUAAUGACUUCCCCUGCAGGUUAAUUCUUAUUCCAACUAGCAGAAGGUGGUCAUUAUGUACGCUAUCUGCUUAUUUAUAUGCUGAGAUUUAGAUUUAGAUCAAUUAUAUACAUAUACAGGACAUUGUUUUCUUUUUUACAGUUUAUUAAGUUAUUCAUUUAGCUGACACUUUUAUCCAAAGCAACUUUGACCAGAUUUGAACCAGAAGCCUCUUGAUCUGCAGUCAAAUGCUCUACUACCGAACAAUACCAUCCCCAAUAUUCAGUACACACAUACAGUGUGUGUUAUAAUAUUAGAGUUUGUUAAGGUACUUUAUGUGAUACAUGUUUCUUUUGCCUGCUCCAAUUGAGAGAGAAAUAGAGUGGUUCAGAUGUGAGGCUGACACCUGAUACAUAGAACUGAUACCUCAACCCUGAUACAGCAUGCAUAUUUUAGUUGAGCAAAAGUCUCUGUUGCACUGAAAGGCUCCUCUUUCGUUUCCCUGAUAGUCAUUUGAUUGGCUGUUUAUUAUUAGUCAUUUUUAUCUGGCUUAAUAUACUUUUUAUUUGACACUUUUUGUUAUUCAUGUUUCAUGUCCUAGUUGAGAGAAAAUCAAACAGAUUCUAAGGCCGAAGUCUAACCUAGGCUGCAGACAUUUUAGAAUUUUGUUUAUGUAUCAUAUUGUUCCUUCUCAGCGCCAAAUAUUUGUUGGUAUCGGAUCAGCAUAAUUUGACAAGCCAAAUGUUGUCUCGCAUUCAUGCUGCACAGAGACAAAACAUGUUUAUUUUUCUAACCACUUUAGAAUAAGGAUACAGAACGGGAAAAUGCUGUCUCUGGCUAGGUUUCAGAUGUCAGAGCAAUCUGGGUGAUUAAAAGCUGUCUGGAGAGCCCUCUGCUGUUCAGUAAGUGAAAGUGCUUUCUGAGGGAAGGAGUUGUGGAUUUCUCCAGGUUAAAUGUUCUGGGCUUACAGUCUGUUGUAAGUGCUUUUGUAAAUGUGGGAGCACAGCAAUGCCAGGCACUUGUUGAGCCUCACAACCAUUCCAGCAAAACAAGUUUUUAAAAGUGUAUUUGAUAUCAGUGUACAAUGUGAAUUACAGUGAUCCAAUGGCAACAUACCUGACACUUGUAUUACAGCGAUAACUUAAUCAUUUCUCAAUAUUGCUUUCUGUGUUUGUGUAACGUAAAGCCCCAUGAUGAUCUUGUCUUGAGAGUUGUAGUUUUGAGAAUCAUGGGUGAUCAAGACCUCUGAACUCGGACCUUCAAAACAAAUGCUAGACAGAUAAAGUGCAAUUACUCUUUUGUUGACCUGUUCAAUUCCAUAGUAAUUUACUGUUGGUGUUUAUGCUCCAGAGCACUCUCUGGUUACAUGAUGAUUAAUUCCAAAUUGAUGUGUCAUAUUUAUUUUACAAAGAAAAGUAAACACAUGAUUAGUUCACUUCAAACCCCCAAAUCGUAAUUUUAUGCAACUAACGCUACAAACCUAUUUCCACACAUGAAUUUCACUUUUGCACUUUUUUUCUCACCCUUUUCAGCAGAUCUAGAUGUGGGGCAAUUUGUAUUACAAAAGGAGACCGUAAUACAGUAAGAAUUAGAUUGUACCUUACCUUGGCAUUAUAUUGAUGGCAGUUGCUGCUGUACUGUAUGUGGACCCAUCCUGUGUUUCCUGCAUUUCCUUUUAGUUGGCGAGAUUACUGCACAUCCCCAAAUUUUUCACUGAAAAUUAGCCAGCCAGCCAUGAUUCAGCACUGCUUUUAGUUGACGCUAUAAGUUCAGCACAUGAGGGGAUUCAUUCAUGUACUGUUGAUUUGAUUUAGUUUUUCAUCAAUAGGAGCUGGCAUCUUCUAUGGUCUUUUAGGUUUAAAUUAAUAACGUUUUACAUCUUGACUGAUCCUCUUAAUUGUCCCGAUACAUUAUUCUUGCUGUCUCAAGUCACAAACUGUCCCCUAUCCUAACAACGUUUUUCAUGUGUUAUUUGCAUAAAACUACAGUGCUUUACUACUGAAUGGACUUGAACAUAUGACUGUUGGCCCUUCUUUAUAAUAUCAUUCCACACAUUUGUCUGUGAAUUUACUUUUAAAUAGUAACUGUAAAACAUUUGCCACUACUUAUGUUUUUAAAAUAUUGAUGUGUUUUGAUUUGUUUCAUUUCCCAUGUUUGAACAAAGUAUGUAGAAUGAAAAACCAACCAAAUAAAAAUGAAGUAAACUUUUAAA